Messenger RNA from Arabidopsis lyrata subsp. lyrata, 620 nucleotides. Its product is annotated as auxin-responsive protein SAUR50. The coding region runs from base 95 to 412 and encodes 105 amino acids. Gene Ontology annotation, biological process: response to auxin. NCBI's taxonomy places the organism in Eukaryota, Viridiplantae, Streptophyta, Magnoliopsida, Brassicales, Brassicaceae. The record is from RefSeq and is a predicted model, not a curated record. The transcript has a single exon.
CUCUCAUCAAAAACUCCUCAUUUCUCCUUCAACUUUCUCCUCAUCAGAACUCUCUCACUCUCAUCAAAGAAAAAAACAACACUAAAACUAAACAAUGGCGGUAAAGAGAUCUUCAAAGCUAACACAAACAGCAAUGCUAAAGCAAAUCCUCAAGAGAUGCUCGAGCUUAGGCAAGAAACAAUGCUACGACGAGGAAGGUCUCCCUCUUGACGUACCAAAGGGACAUUUUCCAGUUUAUGUAGGCGAAAAGCGAACGAGGUACAUCGUACCAAUCUCCUUCUUGACUCAUCCGGAAUUCCUGAUCCUUCUUCAACAAGCAGAGGAAGAGUUCGGAUUUCGCCAUGACAUGGGAGGACUCACUAUCCCUUGUGAAGAAGUCGUUUUUCUCUCUCUAACAUCCAUGAUCAGAUGAGAUAAGAAUAGAGAGAGAGAGUUUAAAUUAUGAUGAGAACUAAGAUUCUUUUGCUUUUUUGCCUUUGGAUAAAGAUUUCUUAUCCAAAUGGUUUUUUUUUUACGGACUAAACCUAUAAGAUCCACCCAAAAGAUCAUUCUCUACAUGGAUCAUGUAAAUCUCGGGUUUUAGUUCGUCAGUUAACGCCUUAAAUGGGUUUGCAUUUGAU